Messenger RNA from Dicrocoelium dendriticum, 452 nucleotides. Lineage: Eukaryota; Metazoa; Platyhelminthes; Trematoda; Plagiorchiida; Dicrocoeliidae. The record is from the annotation of a GenBank genome assembly.
AUGACAGCAAAUUACGUCUCUGUCAAUUCCACUGAUACAGAUAGCAUGGUCAUGAAAGCUCUUAUGUUUGCGCUCCAAUGUUGCGGUUCCAACGAUAGCGGCGACUUUAAAAACUCUACGAAGUUUGAGCGAAAUCAAGUUUACGAUAACACUAGCUACACACUGAUGUAUCCAGUACCUUGCUGCAAAUUUGAUCAAAGCAACCAGCCAGUGGGCAGUUGUCCUGCUACAUUCGACGCGCACAACAGCAACAUAAGACAAGGUUGUUGGAAAGUUCUGAAGGGCUACAUCGAUCGGUACGGGAUGAUGGCGAUCUAUAUGAGUAUCGGUGUGAUUACUUUGCAGGUACUACUCGAAGUUGCUUCUAUUGUGAUGGUAUGCUCAAAGUGAGGCGACUAAAAUUUAUUCUCAAACAUAUCCGCUGUGACCGAACUAUUUGGAUUGAAUGAAAC